UUGUUGUUAAAAUUACAUUUCAACUCUGGUGUUUUCUUCUGCAGAUUUUCAGCGACAUCAUCCAUGGAGGAAAGUCAGGAAACCGAGUUUCUUGGGUUUCUUGAGUAAACGAAGCCUCCUAGGAUGCUUAUACGAGAGUCAUCGUCUCUACUUAUCUCAGCAAAAUUUUUCUGCAACAAUGUCGGAAGUUGAUCAGCUGCUAUCGAAGAAAGUUGCAGAUCGAUACCUCAAGCGUGAAGUCCUUGGUGAGGGUACUUAUGGAGUCGUCUACAAAGCCAUCGACACCAAGACGGGACAGACAGUUGCAAUUAAGAAAAUUCGGCUGGGAAAGUACAAGGAAGGUGUAAACUUUACUGCACUUAGGGAAAUUAAACUGCUUAAAGAGAUCAAGGAUCCGAAUAUUAUUGAAUUAAUUGAUGCUUUUCCUCACAAGGGAAACUUACAUCUCGUGUUUGAAUUCAUGGAGAGCGACCUCGAGGCCAUUGUUCGAGAUAGGAACAUUGUACUUUCUCCUGCUGACAUUAAGUCGUUCAUGCAAAUGACACUGAAAGGGCUUGCUUAUUGCCAUAAGAAAUGGGUGCUACACAGGGAUAUGAAGCCAAACAAUUUACUAAUAGGAGCUGAUGGACAGCUUAAGCUAGCGGACUUUGGUUUAGCACGCAUAUUUGGGAGUCCAGAUCGCAAGUUUACUCACCAGGUUUUUGCUCGAUGGUAUAGAGCCCCUGAAUUAUUAUUUGGCACCAAGCAAUAUGGUUCUGCAGUGGAUGUCUGGGCUGCAGCUUGUAUAUUUGCUGAGCUUCUCCUCCGCAGACCUUUUCUACAGGGCUCAAGCGAUAUUGAUCAAUUGGGCAAGAUCUUUGCCGCUUUUGGGACUCCAAAGCCUUCUCAGUGGCCUGACAUGAUUUACCUUCCAGAUUAUGUGGAGUAUCAAUAUGUUCCUUCACCUUCCCUGCGUUCUUUGUUUCCAAUGGCAAGUGAUGAUGCAUUAGAUCUAUUAUCGAAGAUGUUCACCUAUGAUCCAAAAGCAAGAAUCUCUGUACAGCAGGCAUUGGAGCACAGGUAUUUCUCAUCUGUACCUGCACCAACAAAACCAGUUUUGCUUCCAAGACCUCCUCCAAAGGGGGAAUCUCUGAAUUCUAGGCCUUCAGAUUUUAAUCCACAGGAUGGUCCUAUUGUUUUAUCACCACCAAGAAAAUCAAGGAGAGUGAUGCUACAGCGUGAGGGUCCCGAAGGAAGUUCAUACCAUGUUGAUAAGGUUGAUGAUCGUGCAUUUGAAGUUAGACAAGCCACUGGUGAGAACACAGCCUGGAGAGAAAAGCCACCAAUGUCAAUAGAUUUGUCUGUGUUUGGAUCAAGACCCCCUCCCAGGCCAACUCUUAACAGUGCUGACAGAUCACAUCUGAAGAGGAAACUAGACCUUGAAUUCUUACAUCCUGAAUGAGAAUAACCUGUUUGUCACCACACUCAGAUGACAGUUUGGAUUGAGAAUGCAGUACCUGUUACAUUAAUGGUUCUUAUAGUGCUUCAAUUAGAUAGCAGCUGCUGGGUACUCUGGAUUGUCCUCCAUUUGGAGAGUGUGAUUGAUAAAUGGAGAGGACCGUCGUUGGAACGCAAUGCAUUUUUAUGAGCCUUUAUCUUGGUAUGAUUCAGUUGAAUGCUGUGAACGAGAGUGGAAGGAGUUUAAAGACGUGGAGUUAUUCAUUUUUAUUUUUUUUUCCCCACGUACUUGUAUACAGAGCCAACCUUUAAGGCAUUUGUUUCUAUGUUGACAAAAAUGUUGAAACAAAACAAACUUAAAGUGGAAGGUUUUUGAAUUUUUUCUUUUUUUUUUUGGUGAUUUGAAUCAAAAGCAUAAAUUGUUGCACAGUCGGUGAAGAGGUGGUCAGGCCCGUCAGGAGGGUAGAUUUAUAUUCUGUUAAUCUUUAAUCAAGAUUUAUGUUAUUUUUGCAAGUUUCCA
Molecule: messenger RNA, 1957 nt
Organism: Nelumbo nucifera (sacred lotus)
Lineage: Eukaryota; Viridiplantae; Streptophyta; Magnoliopsida; Proteales; Nelumbonaceae
Gene: CDKD1;3
Product: cyclin-dependent kinase D1;3
Biological process (GO): positive regulation of transcription by RNA polymerase II; protein phosphorylation
Cellular component (GO): cytoplasm; nucleus; transcription factor TFIIK complex
Molecular function (GO): RNA polymerase II CTD heptapeptide repeat kinase activity; ATP binding; cyclin-dependent protein serine/threonine kinase activity
Source: RefSeq, a predicted model, not a curated record